Molecule: messenger RNA, 900 nt
Organism: Peniophora sp. CBMAI 1063
Lineage: Eukaryota; Fungi; Basidiomycota; Agaricomycetes; Russulales; Peniophoraceae
Source: the annotation of a GenBank genome assembly
AUGUUCACCAUCGCCGCUUUCACGACUCUUCUCGCUCUUGCCGGCUCUGCUCUUGCUCAGGAGGGUGGUUCGGCUGCAUCCGUCGCCCAGCUAGUCUCUCAGCUCCGUCAGGCGCCCACCGAGGUCGACCGCCUCAAUCUCGUCUCCGAUGAGCAGUUCAUCUUCGACUUCGUGAACCCCAAUGGCACGGUUGGUGUCACGAACGGUGCUGGUGGCCACACCGUCGCCGCGACCUCGGCCAACUUCCCCGCUGUCGUCGGUAAUGGUGUCUCAAUGACUAUCGGCUUCCUCGGCCCUUGCGGCAUGAACUCGCCUCACACUCACCCCCGCGCGACCGAGAUCAACUUCUCGAUCAACACAACCCUCCGCGGUGGUGUCUUGAUCGAGAAUGGUGCACGCUUCGCCGAGAUUGACAUCCGCCCCGGUACUGCGACGAUCUUCCCGCAGGGUGCCAUCCACUUCGAGAUGAACCCCAGCUGUGAGGAUGCCAUGUUUGUUGCCAGCUUCAACGGCGAGGACCCCGGUGUCCAGCAGGUUGCUCAGCGCUUCUUCGGUCUUCCCCCGGACAUCGUUGGCGCUGCUCUUGGUGGUCUCGGUGUUCAAGAUGUUGCAGACCUCGAGGCGUACAUCCCCGACAACGUCAUUCUCGGCGUUGACGAGUGCCUCCAGCGUUGUGGCAUUGAGCGCACCCCGCAGACGGGUUCUCAGCGCCAGCCCCGUGUGUCCGCCAACGCGUUCCCCGAGUCUAUCGAGGCCGAGAAUGUGUACAACCUGGCUGGCAUUGCUACGUCUGCGGCCCCGGCUGCCAGUUCGACCGCUUCCUCCGGCUCUGAGGAGAAGCGUUCAGUGGUAGUCGAGGAGCGCCACUACCCGGAGGUCAUGCAGAUCUCUCUUCGGUGA